Andrographis paniculata is the source of this 813-nucleotide messenger RNA. RefSeq lists its product as uncharacterized. NCBI's taxonomy places the organism in Eukaryota, Viridiplantae, Streptophyta, Magnoliopsida, Lamiales, Acanthaceae. The record is from RefSeq and is a predicted model, not a curated record. The coding region runs from base 1 to 813 and encodes 270 amino acids. The transcript is spliced from 3 exons. Gene Ontology annotation, molecular function: nucleic acid binding; zinc ion binding.
AUGAAGCAGAUGGCCUAUAUAGCCCAAUCAGAGCAACCGCAGGCUGCUGAGUGUUCAUCUAAACAAGCUCAAAGCCCAACGGAGGUCUUCUACAUGGAAAAUAAAAGCCAGCCUCAGCACCACCAGUUCAGCGGGCUCAACCCUAAAUUCCUAAUGGGCCUCGCCCUCAACAACAAUUUCAUUAGCCACAACACUUUGUUGCACCAUAGUAUUAUCAGGGGGGAUACUGUCAAUCGCAACAAGUACAACUCUGCUAUCCAUCAGAUUACAUCUCAGUUGAAACUCUGCGGAGAAAAUGUUAGUGAGAAUGAUAAAUUGGAGAAGACUCUCUCUACCUUUCAUGCUUUGAAUGUUGUGCUGCAACAGCAGUAUCGUGAGAAAAACUUUCAAAAUCCAUUCCCUGAAGCGAGCGUGACAUUUUCUGAACAAGGCCGAGGACGUGGUAGAGGCCGUGGACGUGGUCACGGUCGUGAGAGUCAACGCGGUCGAUAUACCCCUUACAAUCGCCGCAGUUUUGACAUUAACAGGAUGCAGAGUAAACCCCAACAUGGGAAUAUAGCCGAAAAGGCUAAACAGGGAAAUAGGCAAAUCGGCAGUUGUAAUCGGUGUGGCAUUGAAGGCCAUUGGGCUAAUACCUGCAGAACAGCCAAACACCUAGCCGAUCUUUAUCAAGCCUCACUGCAGAAAAAGGGGAAGGAGGUCGAGACUAAUCACGUUGAUAAUGAUGAUGACCCCGAUGAUGAUCUUUUGGAUUACGACACAACACAUCUUGAUAUAGCGAAUUUUGUCGUAGAUCCAACAAACCCCCAGUGA